AUGCUGAAAUUAUCUUGUGAUAUUAUUGCCCAACCCUUGACCUAUAUAUUUAAUCUUUUAAUUUCUACUGGGAAAUAUGUUGAUGAUUGGAAAAGAGCUAGGGUAAUACCUGUUUAUAAAACAGAAGAUAGUACGAAAUGUGAAAACUAUCGCCCGAUAUCUAUUCUUCCCAUUAUCAGCAAAUUAUUUGAGAAAGAAGUGUUUGGACAGCUCUAUCAAUAUCUGAUAGACAAUUCUCUACUUUCACGUUUUCAAUCGGGCUUCCGGCCCAAACAUUCGACACUGUCCUUAUUAUUAAUAGAAAUGAGUGACAAUUGGUUUGAAAAUAUGGAUAAUGGAGAAAUAACCGGAUUAAUUUCAGUUGAUAUUAGGAAAGCCUUUGACUCUAUUGAUCAUAAAAUCCUAUUAAGGAAGAUGCAAGACCAAUUUUGUGUUCAAGAUUUUGAGCUAAAAUGGUUCCAAUCCUAUUUGACGAAUGGCCACACAUCGUUGGCUAAGGAAAUUGUAUGCGGAGUUUCACAGGGAUCUAUCUUGGGACCCCUCAUGUUUUUACUAUAAUAAUAUAAAUGAUUUGCCAGAAUGUCUGAAAAACACAACUCCUGGCAUGUAUGCUGAUCAUACUCAAAUAUAUGCAUCUUCCGCAAGUUUCUUCGAACUAGUAACCAAACUUAAUCAGGAUUUAGAAAAUAUAGUCAAAUGGCUCUCUCGAAAUAAAUUGCAACUUCACACAAAAAAGACAAAAGCAAUGUUUAUAGGAUCACCCUAUAACUUAAAAAACAAAGUUGGUAAUAAACAGGUUAUGAUAAAUGAUAAACCGGUUACUCGUUAUUCCUCUUUUCCAUGUCUGGGAGUAGAACUAGAUGAAAGAAUGAGCUGGGAAAACCAUAUAGACACAAUAUGUAGGAAAGUUGGCUCCGGUAUUGGAAUCAUCAAAAGAGUAAAGCCGUUUGUACCGUCCGAAACACUACAAAAUUUAUAUAAUUCUCUCAUUCUCCCAUAUUUUGACUAUUGUUCAGUUUAUUGGAUAAUUGUGCAAGCAUGCUCAAAGAGAAAUUACAAAAACUACAAAAUAGGGCGCGGCAAGAAUUAUGACAGGUGCCAAUUAUGAUGUCAGGUCGACAGAUUUGCUCCAUGCUAUGUCAUGGAAAAAUCUGAACAACAGACAUAAAAUGAAUAAAUCGGUCCUGAUGUUUAAGAUAUUAAACAACCACUCAGCUCCGAACUUAAAGGAUAAAUUUAUAACAAGGGACAUAAAUCUUAGUACUAUGGAAUAGUUUACCUACGCAGACAAAGCAAACAGAAUCUUUAAGUAGCUUCAAAAAUUUGAUAAAAUAAUGUGUGCAACAGAGUCAGGCAUCGAAUAGUCUUGGUUUUUUAACUUUUUUAUCUACGUAUUUGCUAUUCUGUGUUAUUCGAUUUCAUAUUUAAUUUAUAUUAGUUUUUAGAAUGUAAUUUGUGUGACGCCCCUCAUGAAAAUCAUCCAUGGGUGAUGAGGGAAGCGUGGUUAAAUAAAGUUCUACUAUACUAUACUAUACUUGUGUUGGGUAAUUCCACGUGUGAAGUGUCUUGAAUCGUGAGCCAGCCGCUAGCGUGACUUAGGAGGGGGGCUGCCCCUAAUUGUUUCGUAUGCCUGUAGCUGUGCAUAUAACGUUCACUGAUAUAGCGGCUAAAUAAUAGUAAAUUAUAUGAAUAUAUUUCGAAAUGUUCCUCUAAUGAUGGUUCAAUUUAAUACUUUUUACAAGAACAUGAAAAGUUAUUUCGCUCCAAAACUCUAUAUUUAGCCCCCCAUCCCAUUCUAAUAACCCCCUACUCCAGACCGACUGGGGAAAAUAUAGCCCGCACCCGAAGGGCACUUGCAGACGAAAUACACUAUAUGAAUUAAGUAUAUAUUUCUUAUCUGUAUGUUACAUUGUUAUGUUAUUGUUUAAUUCGAACCGACCGACUAUCCGGCUGAUCAUAUCAUGUAUAUAAACGGCAUUGUACUCUUUAAUACACUUUUUCGAUAAUUACAUCAUGAAUUCGUACUUGGCCCAGGAGCCUCAUUUUCAUGAAUUGUGAGCCAAUCGCCUUCCGUCAUGAUUCACGAUUCAUGAGAGCGAGGCUCCCAGGUCAAGAACGUAUUCAUGAUGUAAUUAUCGAAAAUGUGUAUAGCCAUCAGACUACUUACCCUUUAAUGUUUAUUCCAUGCAAUUCCUUGCUUCACUUUAUGGACGUCAAUAACUAUUUUUAUUGUAUCGUUUAAUGUAAAUUUCCCGCUUAGUCUGACGUCAACUCUAAUUUAUUUAUUUUCGCUUUUCUUGUAUAGGCCAGUCUAUAUUGCAAAUUAAUUUUGAAGAUGAAAUUUCUUUUUGCAACUUUUAUUAUUUCCACUUUAGUUUUCUCAGGUAAGAACUGUUUAUCAGUUGAAGAUAAACCUUUCAACUGUUUAUCAGUUGAAGAUAUAAACCUUGCUUUCCAACGUGUUAAAAAAGUUGCUUAAUUAAAGAUGCUUUAUGUACUGUUUAAUAAACGAGUAGGAGUGUUUUAUUAGGUUUAAAGCCACGAGCGCGCAGCGCGAGUGGCUUUAGACCUAAUAAAACACGACCUGCGAGUUUAUUAAACGGCUUCAAACACGACUACAAAUUCAAUAGAUUUACUGCCUUAUUAGUAUUCUUUAUAUAAAAAAUACUAAUGAGGACACGACUACAAUAGAUACUGCCUUUUUAGUAUUCUUUAUAUAAAGAAUACUAAUUAGGAGUGUUUUAUCAGGUUUAAAGCCACUGCACGUGACAUAUUAUGGUUGACAUGAUUUGCCAAUAAGUUUAUGAAUUAUUAAUGAGUGUUUGAAAAUAUGUAUAAUAAUAUGAUUCUGUCAUUUGAAAGAUGUUUUAAAUGAUAUAUUGGGCCCGAGAAAUCUUUCCCGUAUUUUGUCCGGUAGCAAAGGCUAUAUAGCUGGCUUUCAUGGGCGAAUGAACAAUGGAUUUCGUUAUGAAGGAUACUUUUUAAUUUAAAUGCUAAUGAUUAAUGUAUUCUGUUCAUAAUCUUAUAGGUCAUGCUGCGUCUUACUGGACACACUGGUUGGACCGAGAUAAUCCUUCAGGCACAGGGGAUUGGGAAACGUAUAGUUCUUUCAAAAGGCCAACGGUAAAACCAAUUAGGGUUGAGAUCUGAACAUAUAAUUUAACAUUGACCAUGCAUGCAACGACGAUUUAAAUACAUCCAUACAGUAUAAAUGAGCUUUACUGAAUACUCCUAACAAUUUUCCUGCUCUUAAUAUACUAUCCUACUCCAUAUCCUAUAAACCUAAUCCUUAUGUUACCCUAUGCAACAUAUUUCUUAUCUUAACCGUAUACCUUAAUCUUAACUUAUCCUAUAUCCUAAAUCUUAUCUUACCCUAUAUCCUUAAUCUCUUCUUAACUAUAUAGCUAUAUAUUCGUAAUCUCAUUUAAACAUAUCCUUGAACGUAUCUUAACCUUAACUCUAUAUAUCUUAACUUAACUUAACUUAACUUAAUCUUAACUUAACUUAAUUUUUUCUUAAUAUUUUAUAUCUCAUUUAACCCAAAUAUCCUUAAUCAUAUCGUGAUCCUAUAUCCUUAUUCUCAUCUUAACGUACCCUAUAUAUACCUUUAUUCUUAUAGCUACAAUCUUCUUGGACAAAACCCUUGAGACCAUUCGAGCAAAUAUUAUAAAGUUAUGGAACAUUGACAAAACAAACUCCUUCUGCUCCCCUCCCCUCCCCUCCCCUCCCCAGUUCAAUGUUGUAACUGACAACGCCGAAAGGCAACGUUUGGUAAUAUACCAUGACACAACCUGUCUCAACCAGAAAAUAGUUUCAACCAGUUUAUGUCCAAGAUUGUAGCUAUAUAUUCUUAAUCUAUUUAACCCAUUGAACUAUUAUAAAUCACUGGAAGGCUAACUCCUAUGAUGAAAGUCUAUGGUUCGUUGAAGCCGGCGCGCGGGAAAAUCAGCUUUCAAAAGGACUAAGGAGAGUUUCGAGGAGUGAAAAAAAUUCGGUCAAAAGUUUGUUUUCGAGGAAACAUUUGCAAGAAAAACACUUUUUCCAUGGGAAUACUGGAAUGAUUGAAAUUCAAACCAGGUUUUCCGAUUAGUUCCAACUGUUUUACAUCUCUGUGCAGCAAAAAGUAAGGAAUUUUGCUUUUGUAUUUUGAAAAAAAUGACGAAAGUUUGGACGUGCCGCAGGAAACCUCGCUCUUCAACUCAAAAAAUGUACUAUAAAACAUUUUGACAGUCCCAAAACUUAUGUUGUACUAAACCCCAGCUGGGUAUUGUUAUUGAUCCUGAGCUUUCAGUCCUUGUUUUAUUCCUUCUAAAAAAUAAAUAAAUUGGCGUUUUUCAAGUGAUGUUAUUUUCGUCAUCGCUCUUCUUGUUUAUGAGCACUUUGAAUAUGGCAAUAUUUUUGUCAAUUUUUAAAUGUAAAAAACGACCUUAAAACGUUCCGACCUUAAAACGUUCAAUCUCCUUGAAACUUCGAAUACAGAUGUAUUCAGAAUACAGAUGAAUGGACUGGGUCUACCUACAAAAAAAGCUUCAAGCACGGCUUCAACUCCCCCCCCUGACUUAGCCUUCCAGUUCUUUAUAGUUCAAUGAUUUAACCAUAUAUCUAUAAUUGUAUCUUAACCCUAUAACCUUAAUCAUCAGGACCAGCCAGAGGAGUUAGCAGAAUCGAAUACUAAUAUAUUAGAUAACGGUUGUUCAAUAAAUCUUUAGCUCCCUCCCCCUCCUCUUCCCUUGUUGUUUACCCGAUCACACGCCCCGGUAAGAUGGUAACUGAGACAUAACAUUAAAAGGAGGGGGUAGGGGCGGUCGUUUGUUAAAAUAAUAGGUAUUAGGGGCAUCUAUCCAAACCAUUUCAAAAUUAUUGUAGGCUAAGUCCCCCUGCCUGAAUAUUAAUCCUUUAGGUUAGUAAUCCUAACUUAACUCUAAUCAAGAAUUAACCUUACCUGGAAUAAUCGGCUUACCAUAAUAAAUACACUGGAAUUAUCGGCUUACCAUAAUAAAUACAGUUAUAUAAACAGCAUAAUUAUACAGAGUGUCUGAUCUCCCAAACUGAAUGUCCCAACUAUAGCUACUGUACAUCAGCAUUAGUAACAAAUAUGUUCUGUCAAUCCAUUAAUGAUAUUUGGCUGAUCCGAAUAACCAAGCGUUUCUAGCUUUCUACAAAACGAUACCAAUACUCGGUAAAAUAACUUGUCCAAAUUCAGGAAACUAGGUUAAAAUAAUUUUUAAAGAAAAUGGCCACUUGUCUAAAACUGAUCACUUGUAUUCAAUAGCAAGUAAAAUACAUAUUCCAGUAUUUUAACCUAUUUUAACAAUAAAAUAUAUCCUAUAUAUACAGCCAAUUCAAAAAAGCUUGUCCUUUGCAAACCUUAAAAUCUACACUAUAAACCUUAACUCUAAGCGUGCAAAGCAUAAUGGGAGCACAAGUUUCAUGCAAGCUUAGUAGUUGAAUAUUGCAGCUAUUUGUGAAUGAAUUGUUCUCAUAAGAAGAUAUUUACCAUGUCUUUAAGAAAUGGGCCCCGGCAUAUAUGAUUUCUAAACUGAUUAAAUUGUGCUCCCAUUAUGCUUUGCACACUUAUAGAAUUUAUGGUUUAAGGUUUAGAGUUUAAGGCUUGCAAACGACAACCUUUUUUGAAUUAGCUGUGUACCAAAAGUAAAAGGUUCUGAAUACCAAUAUACCUGAAACCCCUGACCAUGCCAGAAUCUUAUCUUAACCCUAUAUCUUUUGCUUUAUCUUCAAUAGUUUCUCUUAAUUUCCCGGAACGAGAUAUUAUAUAUAGGGCCAUUAAUACGAGACAAAAUAAGUCGCGACUUAAUUACUUAUAAGACGCGUCUUAUAUAGGCGGAGUUAUCGUAUAAAUGGUUGGCUCUAUGGCUCUAUAUAGUCUUAUUUACUUGGUAUAGCUAUAAUGUUGUUUUGGUUGUUUUUGUUUUAAUAUGCAAGGAUUAUAAUUUUACGUUGUUUCAAGUUUUGUGCAGUUAGACGUUUUAUGUAAAAUGUCUUAUUUGAGACGCGUCUUAAAUAAGAACAGCUAAAAAUCCUGUUUUUAUUUAAGUCGCGCGUCUUAUCCAUAAGAAUUUUGUACCUUUUAUACGACGAACUCGCGUCUUAUUUAAGUCGCGUCUUAUGUAAGUCGCGAUUUAUUUUGUCCCGUAUAAAUGGCCGUAUCCCCGUAUUGGUGAUAUACAGCUAUUUCAAUUAAGGUUGCCCACGAGCAAAGCGAAAAAGUCGAAUACGAGCGCGCAAGGCUGCUGGGAAUCGCUAACAAAUUAAUGAAUUUCCAAAGCGAUUCCCAGCAGCUUUUCGCGCUCGUAUUCGACUUUUCCGCUUUGUUCGUGGACAACCUUAUUUGAAAUAGCUGUAUACAGUAUAUACGAUAUGGAACAUAAAUCAUCAGUUUAAGGCCACUGUAGAGUAGAAAUUUAUCAUGACAGAAGACUUUAAACAAUAUAGUAACCGUAGAAAUAUACAGGAAAUAUGAAAACCAUAACACUGCAUGUGGAAUAGAGUUUUCACAUGUAGACCCUAUAUUAUUGUCCUUAUAAAUUAUGCAUGUGCACGAGCAAACGUUCUCAGGUACUUUAUCAUAAUAUACUUGCUCGCAUGUCUAGUUCAAAAUAUCUUUUAUAACAGUUAGAUUAACUGUUAAAUGGGUUAGAUAGGUUGCCAUUUCUUUACGAUACCUAUGAAAUACUUUUAAGUAAUUUUUAUAAUCUGCGCCAGUCAGAAUCUUGGUGUCGCAAUCAAGUGAUUCUAUAGAAGGCGAAUGUGGUCGUUUGAUUGGCAUGAUCAUGAUAUCAUAUGUUACUCAUUCAAUCCAGAAUAAAAAUCUGAUUACUGUAUUAAAUAUAAUGUUAGUAGUAAUAUUACAAAAUAUAUAGUGUGGGUAAUUUUUGGGAUACCUUGUAUGAUAAUGUAGUCGAAAUCAUUUUCUCUAGGCAUGUCGCCCUGGCUACAAACCAGUUGAUGCCAACUGUAGAGUGAAGUACACCAACACACCCUGGUAUCAGGCAAAUGAAGUGAUUUCUGCUUGCUAUCAAUGUACACCCAGGGGCUUGUUUUGUACAAAUAAAAAUCAACCCGAUCGUCGUUGUAAAGACUACGAAAUACAGUUUUUGUGUUAUAGACGUAAGUAUAUAUAUAUAUAUACAUAUAUGGUGAACUCACCAGGUCUCUAUUAUAAAUUAGGUCUGGAUGGUAGAAAAAGCAUUUAAAUUAAAAUGGGAUUUGGACUAUUGGAUUUAUAAAGAAAGGAAUCGCGCUAGAAUUGUUACCUACUCUCAUGUACUAAAAUGGGAUUUGGACUAUUGGAUUUAUAAAGAAAGGAAUCGCGCUAGAAUUGUUACCUACUCUCAUGUACUAUUCGGCUUUACUACAUUCCCGGCACUUGAUUUUGAAAUAUCAUAUUGAUGUUAUGUUAUAUUUUUUCUUUAUAGCACAUUAG
Messenger RNA from Paramuricea clavata, 7444 nucleotides. Lineage: Eukaryota; Metazoa; Cnidaria; Anthozoa; Malacalcyonacea; Plexauridae. The record is from the annotation of a GenBank genome assembly.